Molecule: messenger RNA, 8659 nt
Organism: Carassius gibelio (silver crucian carp)
Lineage: Eukaryota; Metazoa; Chordata; Actinopteri; Cypriniformes; Cyprinidae
Product: solute carrier family 12 member 5-like
Exons: 26
Coding region: 275-3628 (1117 amino acids)
Biological process (GO): potassium ion import across plasma membrane; chloride transmembrane transport; chloride ion homeostasis
Cellular component (GO): membrane
Molecular function (GO): potassium:chloride symporter activity
Source: RefSeq, a predicted model, not a curated record
UUCCAUCAUUUACAUCCCUGCAGCCUCUCUCUGUCCCCGAACCCCUCCUCCUCCUCCUACAGAGAGAGAGAGAGAGAGAGAGAGAGAGAGUCAGUAUCCAGAGAGGACUCCAAUCUGCCGGAGCACAGCACUGCUUGCUUUCUUGAGAGGAGAGAGGCAGAGAAACACAAGCCAUCUCCUUCUCCUCCAUCUGUGUGAGGCUGGUACAUGCGUUGGCUGGUGGACACAGUAGCAGUGUUAGCAUUAGCAGGGGAUCUGUGCUCAAACUUCCAAAAUGCACAACAACCUCACCGAUUGCGAAGAGGGCGAUGGGGGACCCAACAGUCAGGGAGAUGUGACAUCCAAGGAAAGCAGCCCCUUUAUCAACAGCAGCACCAGUGACGUAGAGAAAAGCCAGCAGUAUGAUGGGAAAAACAUGGCCCUGUUUGAGGAGGAGAUGGACACCAGUCCCAUGGUAUCUUCACUGCUGAGCAGCCUCGCCAACUACUCCAACCUGACGCAGGGCAGUAAAGAGCACGAGGAGGCAGAAAACAACGAGGAGGCACGCAAGAAAACCGUGCAGGCUCCACGUAUGGGCACUAUCAUGGGCGUUUACCUGCCGUGUAUGCAGAACAUCCUGGGGGUGAUUCUGUUCCUCAGGAUGACCUGGUUGGUGGGCAUUGGAGGCGUCUUCGGAACUUUCACCAUUGUCUUCAUGUGUUGCUCCACGACUAUGCUGACUGCUAUCUCAAUGAGUGCUAUUGCCACCAAUGGAGUUGUGCCAGCUGGAGGUUCAUACUACAUGAUCUCUCGUUCACUGGGGCCAGAAUUCGGAGGGGCUGUUGGUAUAUGUUUCUAUCUAGGCACCACUUUUGCAGGAGCCAUGUACAUCCUGGGCUGCAUCGAAAUCCUGCUGAUCUACAUUGUGCCAGCUGCUGCCAUAUUCAAGAUGGAGGGUCUGGAGGGAGCAGAGGCCGAGGCAGCGCUGUUGAAUAACAUGCGUGUGUACGGUACCAUCGUGCUUUCCUUAAUGGCUUUAGUCGUCUUUGUCGGCGUGAAGUAUGUCAACAAGUUGGCCCUUGUGUUCCUCGCCUGUGUCAUUCUCUCCAUUCUCGCUGUCUACGCUGGUGUCAUCAAGACAUCUUUUGACCCGCCAGACUUUCCGGUUUGUGUGCUCGGGAACCGAACUCUUGUGUCAAAGGGAUUUGACAUUUGUGCCAAGACCAUUGAGAGAGGCAAUGCCACAGUCACCACUAAGCUUUGGAGAGCCUUCUGUGACUCUGAGUUCCUGAACGCCACCUGCGAUGAGUAUUUCAGCAGCAACAACGUCAGUCAGAUCCAGGGAAUCCCGGGAAUCACCAGUGGCAUCAUGGCAGAAAACCUCUUCAGUACCUUUAUGGAGAAAAAUUCAAUCUUAGAGAAGCGAGGUAUACCAGCAGUGCUCGACCCUGAGGCCCCAGAAACCAACACUAACCGAUACGUCCUGGCUGAUAUCACAAGCUUCUUCACCCUGCUGGUUGGCAUCUACUUCCCCUCGGUCACAGGUAUCAUGGCUGGUUCAAACCGUUCUGGUGACUUGCAGGACGCUCAGAAGUCCAUCCCAAUUGGUACCAUCCUGGCCAUCACAACCACCUCCAUCAUCUACAUGUCUAGUGUGAUUCUGUUUGGAGCGUGUGUGGACGGAGUCGUUUUGAGAGACAAAUUUGGGGAAGGUGUCAACGGAAACUUGGUUAUUGGUACCCUAGCAUGGCCCUCGCCCUGGGUCAUUGUGUUCGGCUCGUUCUUCUCCACCUGUGGGGCAGGGCUUCAGAGUUUGACAGGAGCGCCCCGUCUCCUUCAGGCUAUCGCCCGAGACGGCAUCAUUCCUUUCCUCAGGGUGUUUGGUCAUGGCAAAGCUAACGGUGAACCUACGUGGGCUCUCCUCCUGACGGCUUGCAUCUGUGAGAUUGGCAUCCUCAUCGCCUCCCUGGAUGCAGUCGCUCCCAUUCUGUCCAUGUUCUUCCUGAUGUGCUACAUGUUUGUUAAUCUGGCCUGUGCGCUGCAGACACUCCUCAGGACCCCCAACUGGAGACCGCGCUUUAAAUUCUACCACUGGGCUCUGUCACUCUUGGGCAUGAGCUUGUGUCUUACCCUGAUGUUCCUCUGCUCCUGGUACUACGCCAUUGUUGCCAUGGUUAUCGCCAGCUGCAUCUACAAGUACAUUGAAUUCUGCGGGGCAGAGAAAGAGUGGGGCGAUGGGAUUCGUGGCAUUUCUCUGAGUGCCGCCCGUUAUGCUCUGAUGAGGUUGGAGGAAGGUCCUCCUCACACUAAAAACUGGAGGCCCCAGAUUAUGGUGCUCAUGAGUCUGGAUGCGGAGCAGAACAUAGAGCAGCCUCGACUGCUGUCUCUGACCAGUCAGCUGAAAGCGGGCAAAGGCUUGACCAUCGUGGGAGCGUGUGUGGAGGGCACCUACUUAAACAACCAACCACAGGCGCAGGAAGGAGACCAAUCCCUAAGGAAGCUGAUGGAGGUCGAGAAGGUGAAGGGAUUCAGUCAGGUUGUGAUCUCUUCUAACCUGCGGGACGCCACCUCACACCUGAUCCAGGCUGGAGGUCUAGGCGGCCUCCGUCACAACACGGUUCUGGUCAGCUUCCCUAAGAACUGGAAACAGGCUGAGGAGCGCCACCGUUGCAGGAACUUCAUUGAGGUUAUUAGAGAGACCACUGCAGCUCACUUGGCCUUGCUGGUGCCGAAGAACAUCUCUGCAUAUCCAUCAAAUGGAGAGCGCUUCACUGAAGGCCACAUCGACGUGUGGUGGAUUGUCCAUGAUGGAGGCAUGCUCAUGCUCCUUCCCUUCCUUCUGCGCCAGCACAAGGUGUGGAGGAAGUGCAAGAUCCGUAUCUUCACUGUGGCUCAGAUGGACGACAACAGCAUUCAGAUGAAGAAAGACCUGAUGACGUUCCUCUAUCAUCUGCGAUUCGAUGCUGAAGUGGAGGUGGUUGAAAUGCAUGAAAGCGACAUCUCGGCCUACACCUACGAAAAGACCCUGAUGAUGGAGCAGAGGUCACAGAUCCUGAAGGAGAUGCACCUGACCAAGAACGAGCGCGAAAGAGAGAUUCAGAGCAUCACAGACGUGUCCCGUGGCUCUAUACGGCGAAAGAACCCUUCGAACCUGCACCCCCAGAGGAGUAUCGCCGAGGAGUCUGUGGGAGGAAAUGGUGAAGAGAAAUCUGAGGAGGAGGUUCAGCUCAUUCAGGGAAAAAAUGCCACCCCCACCCCAACUAGCCCCACCUCCCCUAGCGCUCCCACACCAGCAGCCAUGAGCCCCGGAGAGGAGGUGCAGAUGACCUGGACGGACGAUACGGAGAAGCCCAAUAACCCAGCAGUGGCCAACCCUGAAAACAUAAAGGAUAUGUUCAACAUGAAACCGGAAUGGGAGAACCUGAACCAGUCCAACGUCCGACGCAUGCACCACGCACAGAAACUCAACGAGGUCAUUGUGAAGAAGUCACAAGAAGCUAAACUAGUCCUGCUAAACAUGCCUGGACCACCUAAGAACCGCACUGGAGAAGAGAACUACAUGGAGUUCCUCGAGGUCUUGACUGAAGGUCUCAACAGGGUCCUCCUCGUGCGUGGAGGUGGACGUGAGGUCAUCACCAUCUACUCUUGAGGGGCUCAGCUCAACCACCAAAUAUUCCUCCCUCCUACCUAACAGCAUAGACGGAACGUCCCAGUGACCCCCAACCUACACCAUGAGCAAUAACGCCCCCAGCACAUAUCAGAUGACUUUGCACUACAUAGUCUAAAAAGACACCAGCUUAGUAGAUGUCACUUCUUCCACAUGAUUACGUUCUAUCCCUCUAUCUCUCAAUCUUCCUCUUAUUGACUCAGUUCUCAUCUCGUAAACUCAACAGCUUAUGUCACGCACAGAUCAGUAAAUGAUUGAUUUGGUCUUUUCUGACUCAUUUCCGAAAGCCCAUGUUCUCCAGUGGCACCUGACCAAAAACUCUGAUCCAACUUCUCUUUAUUUAAUAUUAUAUAUCAUAACAACAAAUUGAAGGGACAGUCACACUGGAUUUUAAACGUGCAAAACAACUGUAUUUUUGGUGGGCACUUCAAAACAGUCCAUUUUAAAAGUCAAAAUAUGGCAUUUGUUCGGAUUCAUCCUGCUUUCUUUAAAAGUUCGUUUUUAUCUAAACUUGUAUUACACUGUCUUUCAAAAGUUCAGGGUUAGUAAGAUUUUUUUUAAUGUUUUUGAACCAAGUCUGUGUUUAUUAGAUUUUUUUUUUUUAUUUUAUUCAAAAGUCCAGAGUAAAUCUCUCCAGAGUGGUAGCGUAUAUAGAACAAGAUAGAAAAAAUCCCUAAACUGAGAGUUUCCUCAACAUCGAUGUGAUAUUUAAAUCCUCUAUCGGUCAAACGUUUUAUAGAUAUUCGAACAGGCAGCUCAAAGUCCACCAGAUUCUUUUUCUUCUGUGGUUGUUUGCAUGUGAAACUAUGGAGGUGAAUGAAACUCAAAAUCUAGUGUGACCUUCUCUUUAUGCUUUAUAUUUAGUUCCUAAACACUCUCUUCAUCGUUUCAUUACUUGUCAUAGGGUAAAUAGAGUGGAAUCUUUCUUUCUUGAAAACAAGUCUUCCAGUGUACCACGUAAAUGUCUGAGGUGUGUUUUUACACCAAGGACAGAACUGACCAGGGUUUAACGUGAGCCAGGUAUAAGCACUUCUGGAUCAAUGACUAUCAGCUUUGCCCUUAAACCAUCUGCAUGUCCUCUGACUACAUCAGCCUUUUAAGAGUCAUAUAUACUGUACAAUAUGAGAGGGCUGGACCAUGUGUGUGUGUGUGUGUGUGUGUGUUUGUACAUGAGUAGAUUCAAAGUGGUUUUAUAAUAUUACAAGAGGGUUUGAAGGCUGUGUUCCUUUCACAGAUACGUUCACUUAAAAUAUAAUCGGCAGACAUGAAUUAUAUUGCUCGGUUACACACGUGUACUGCUGAAUAAUGGAAAACCCAUAUACAGCUCAAAUAUUCCAUGAAGAUAUAAUCCUGAAUAAUCCCAUUUAAUAACAGAAUCACAUAUAUAUUAAGGCAAUGUAAAUAGAAAAGAAUUAGUAUUUAUAUUUCAAACAUUUAUAUACAAAGAAAAUUAUUUAUUCAUCCAGCAAUUUCUGAUUGAUUGUAAACAUGGAAAAACAUGGUACUUCCAUCUCUUGCCAAAUCACUAAUUAUAAACCGUGCCAUAUGAGAAUUUUAAUAAAAAGCGAACAAAAUAAAACAUUUUCGCAGUUUCAUAUACAAGAAAUGGAUAGUGCUGGGCCACGACAUUAAAACAUAUCAUGCGUCUGAUAUUACCAGUUACUUUCUAAAGCAGAUGCAGUUUUAUCAUCCUUUUUCACCAAAUCAAAAGCAUAUUUUAACUGCAUAGUAUUUUAAACCCAUAUCUAAUGUUUGUCAUGAAUGUUGGAAAUUUUCAUUUAUUUUUACAUUUGUAAAGACAACACUAAUUUGCUACAUUUAAGCAGCAUCUGUGAGCGACUGAUGCGGACUGUUCAAUUCACGAGCACGAGCAUAUUAUUUAGUUCAUGUGUGCUAGAAAUAGAAGAUAUCAAAAGACAUUUAUCUAAAGAACUAUUUUAUUUUUUUGUAAAAUUGCAUCAAAGAAAAAAGGAAUAUAUUAGAUUACUGAAUAGACUAGUAUAUUAUCGUCUUGUGUAACUGUGACACUUUAAAAAGGAAAAUAACUAACUGUAUGUUUUAAAAUUUUAAAUCAAACUGUGCUGAGGUUGCUGCUACCGUCCUUAAAAUGUAAAUAGAUUGCACUCCCCCGAAACAUAAGAUUGAAAACAAAAGAAAAAAUAAAUGCGAUAUGUAUAGUUUUUGCAUUUAAGUCAAAAGUGUAUUACAUUCAGACUUACAAGUAAUUUUUCACAUGAUGUUUUACAGGGUUUUGGGUACUACAACUCAGAGACAGGAAGUACUUUAUUGGCAAAAUGUCUCAGAUAGGUUGUCAAAAUGCCACCAACAGUCUAACUAUUCAAGCAUACCUCAUACAUUAUCAUGUCAAAGUUCACACUUGUAGUAGAAAGAUAUUGUGUAAAGAUUGUGGUGUGUAAGUUCAUAAGUGAUAUUUAACUAAAUUGUUGUUUGCAAAAAGAAUUUGAAUUCUAGCUAAGUACAUUUUCUUUAUCAGUAUUCUAGUUAUGCUCAGAAAAAAACUGAGCUUUUUUUUUUAUCGAAAACAGGAAUUGCAAAGUGCUACCUGUCAUAAUUCUACCAAGUCUAUUGCUUAUGUUUCUAGCUUAAAUAAUAAUCUUAUCUAAAGGAACUUUUGCUUUGCUGUACGUUGGAAUUUACAACACACAAGAUGAGUUUGGCUUGUUUUGAGUCCUAUGCAAUUACAGUUUAGUUAUUCGAGGGUCUAAAACUACUUUCUACUGAAUUGUUUAUAGUGGUACUAGUAAGUAUUAUAGAUUGAAAUCAGAGCUUCCGUAUCUGCCAGGGUGACUUGCAGUUUGAUGAGAACUUUCCACAUUAUUUAAAGUCAUGCAAAGGGAAACAUGCUGGGAAAAUGUCACGAUUAAGCCAUAUUGGCUGCAUGCUGUUGGAUACAGAGGUUUCACUCUGCGACUGAUGAUGUCCCAUUCAUCAUGAAGUAUAGAAUAUCUGGAAUUGAAUUCAUAUUGAUGCAAAGGGCUUUACAAUAUAAUUUUAUCAGAUUCGUCUUAUCCUUUUCCAAGGCUUAAGGCAUAAACAAGUGUCAUAAACCUUUUGUUGUAAAGUAUGUAAUUCCUUAUCUUCCCUUGAAGGGGCAGUAAACUCUAAAGCCACCCCAAAUUGGCCAAAGCGUAACUAGAAAUAAGCACUGUGAAAAUUCAAAGUUAGUUUUUUCUCACAUAUCCACAUUCUUUAUUUCAUGCCCUUGCUAUGGAGCACUGUUGUGGGAAACUGAAAUAAACAUCUUUAGAAUUUGUAUAGAUUAACCAUAAUGCUUUUUAUGCAACGCUGACUUGUAAGAAUGCAAGUGGACUGACAGGGCUUAUAAAAUAACCAGCGAACUGAAUUUGAAAUCGCAGGUGUUUCAGAAGGUGCUAAUGAUAUUUGUAAGUGACUGCUGAUGUGGCGUGUAUGAAAACGUUCAAGUGCAAUAUUAAGAACGCUGACUUGUAUAGAAUGAGCUAUUUAGCCAGACUUGAAGUUAAUGGAGGGAAUAAGAAGUCCCCACAGCUGAUUUAUCAUGCUGUAUUGGGAUAUACACCCUUAAACAUAAAGGUAUUGGCAUCAGUGGUUCCGUGAAGAACCUUUAAAGGAAUUAUUUGAUGAAAAUUUAAUGACAAACCCUCAAGUUGUCAAAGAGUUUGUUUUGUGUUCAGAACAGAUUUGGAGAAAUUUAGCAUUACAUCACUUGCUCACCAAUGCGUGUUCUGCAGUGAAUGGGUGCCGUCAGAAUGAGAGUCCAAACAGCUGAUAAAAACAUCACCAUAAUUCAGAAGUAAUCCACACAACUCCACUCCAUCAAUAACAUUUUCUAUUUGCCAGUUUAUCUCUUUUAUCAAAAACUGUUUUGAAUUGUUUGUACUGCUUGUAAACUCUGCUUGAUCUGUGCAUAUACUUUUCUCCUAAUUCACACAAGAUGAUCUUCUCACUAAAGAAAGCAAUUUUGCAGAUUAAGGUCUCAUAUUUUAGCCUCAAACAACAGUUUAAAGGUGAAAACAAUAGAUGGUUGUGAUUUUUUUAUCAGCUGUUUGGAUUCUCAUUCUGACGGCACCCAUUCACUGCAGACGCUAAAUUUCUCCAAAUCUGUCCUGAUGAGGAAAUAAACUCAUCUACAUCUCUGAUAGCCUGAGUGUUAGUAAAUAUUCAGCAAUUUCUGGAAAAAGGUUAUUCAUAUAAUUAGAUAUUUUCCACACUAAUAAAAAUAAAUUAAAAAACUAUAUUUUGAAAGACAUUUAGUUUGAGGAACCUAAAAUUGAAUUGCUAUGAAAACUCACUUUUGGAACCUUUAUUUUUAAGAGUGAUCAAAUAGAAGGGGGUUUAACAGUUACUUUAGAUUCGUUCAGUGCUCCUGAUACAUCUUUCAGUGGGUUGGUUCACCAGGCCUCACCUCAGUCAUCCUUUCAAAUUUGAAGCAUUUAUUCAGAUUUUCUAAUGGCAAAGUGCAUUUUCAGAUAAUUCUGAGUUCUGAAAUGUUCCAGCAGUGUGUGCAAGAGCGUUUCUACACAUGGAGGGUAAUUCGACACUUUUUGUAUGGUAGUCAGUGUAGAUCCAAAGACAGUGAUUUGAUUGGUGAUGUGUUUUAUGUUUCCUGCUUCGGUUCUCAUGAGGAUUCAAAGUGGCGUGUGUUUGUGAGCAUGACUGUAACAGGGAAAGAGGUGGCGUGUUUCUGUUUCUUUAUGUAUAUGACUAUGUGACAUAUCACUCUGUUGGAAAAAGAGAGGUUAAACUGUGGCAGUUACUUUUUGUAAAUAUAUGACACAUUAUAGUUAUCUUUGCCUAGCUGUUUAAUUUGUGUGUUCAUGCAAGUUUAAUAUUUUAAAAUAAAUAGAAUAUUGUGUCUUAAUUGUGUUGUAUGAAAAUAUAUUUAAACUAGAUAUCUUAAAUUAUUGUUUUAUCUUGUCAAAAGCUUCUAUGUUCUACGAAUAAUGGUUUCACUGGACCAUUUUAUAGACUUGUCUGCACAAAAUGCAAUAAAGUUCAAGUCAUUUAUUACAA